UUUCAGCAAGAAAGACAGAAGAAGGCAAACAUGACCAGCCUCAAACGUACCCUUGAGGCCGACUCAUUCGCCUCAAACCUAUCUAGCAAGGUAUACGUUCGUUCAACGAGGAGCGGGAAAGUGCAAAAAAUCGUACGCGAAGUCUACCUACGUCAAGACAUUCCGUGCUCUUCCAAGCUCUGCCGGCAAUGCCCUCAAAAUGCUCCUCGAGAUGCCGCCGGCAAUGCGGUACCAUUCGUUCUUUCGGAUAAGCCGGCGGGGACCAAGGCCUUCCCUCAGGGACAUUAUAUCCUCCCUGAUACCAAUGCACUUCUGAAUGCCAUGGACCUUUUUGAGCAGAGCUCGGCUUUUUACGACGUGAUCAUUCUUCAGACUGUUUUGGAAGAGCUCCGAAACCGGUCAUUGCCACUCUACAACCGGUUGGUUGGCCUUACGAAAAGUGAGGAUAAGCGCUUCUACGUCUUCUUUAACGAGUUCCGCCUCGAAACUUAUAUCCAUCGCGAACCAAACGAGACGGUCAACGACCGCAAUGACCGCGCCGUUCGAAGGGCUGUCAAGUGGUACGGCCAGCACCUAGCGCAGUCCAGCAAGUCCAAAAAUCUGCCGGCAAUCGUCAUGCUGAGCGAUGAUCGUGACUGUAUCGCCAAAGCUAAGGCCGAUGGCCUUCAUGCCAUGACGCUAUCUGAGUAUGUUGGAGGACUGGAGGACUCUGAACGGCUGCUUGACAUGGUCCCAGAAGCGCGGGAGGGAGGAGAAUUCGACAAGCGCACUAGUUUCCUUUACCCGGAGUACUACACUCUCUCCAGGAUGAUGACUGGUGUCAAGGCUGGCCUUCUGCAUCAGGGCAUCUUCAAUGUCUCCCCUUACAACUACCUGGAAGGGUCCAUUAAGGUGCCCGCCUUCGUUAAGCCGCUCGUCCUCUUGGGUCGCGAAAACAUGAAUCGCGCCAUCAACGGCGAUGUCGUUGUGGUGGAGGUUCUUCCGAAAGACCAAUGGAAGGAGCCCUCCACGAAGAUCAUUGAAGAGGAGGCCAUCACGCAAAAUGAGAACGCCGACAAUGAGGAGGGCUCAGACCUCGUUUCGGAGAAAGAGCGCAAGGCUCUGCAGGAGGAAGUUAAGAAAACCCACAGCAAGAGCACGGAGGGUCGUCCUCAGCCAACCGCCAAGGUCGUCGGCGUGAUCAAGCGCAACUGGCGCCAGUACGUCGGUCACAUCGACCCUUCAUCUACCAGUCAGAGCAGCACUCAGGGUCGACGCCAGGAAAACGUGUUCCUGAUUCCCAUGGACAAGUGUAUACCCAAGAUCCGGAUCCGGACAAGGCAGUCCGGAGAGCUCCUCGGCAAGCGCGUCUUGGUCACUAUCGACGCUUGGGAGCGAGAUUCCCGCCAUCCUGUGGGUCAUUUCGUGCGCUCUCUGGGCGAACUCGAAACCAAGGCUGCCGAGACGGAAGCCCUACUUCUUGAAUAUGAUGUUCAGUACCGGCCAUUCCCCCGAACAGUUCUCGAUUGUCUCCCCAAGGAAGGCCAUGACUGGAAAGUUCCGGCCAGCAUGGAUGAUCCCGGCUGGAGAGGCCGGGAGGAUCUUCGCAGUCUUCUCAUCUGCAGCAUAGACCCCGUCGGGUGUCAAGAUAUCGAUGAUGCUCUACAUGCCAGGCCGCUACCAAAUGGAAACUUCGAAGUGGGCGUUCAUAUUGCCGACGUGUCCAACUUUGUCAAGCCCGCCACGGCUAUGGACACAGAGGCGAGCAUUCGGGGAACCACGGUCUAUCUGGUUGACAAGCGAAUUGACAUGUUGCCGAUGCUCUUGGGCACUGACCUAUGUUCUCUGAAGCCGUACGUGGAGCGGUACGCCUUCUCAGUCAUUUGGGAGCUGACCCCAGAGGCGGACGUAGUGAACGCCCGCUUCACUAAGUCGGUCAUCAAGUCGAGAGAGGCAUUCAGCUACGAACAAGCGCAGUUGAGGAUUGAUGACGCUUCCCAGCAAGACGACCUAACCCAAGGCAUGCGGACCCUUAUGAUGCUGUCGAAAAAGCUGAAGCAGAAGCGUCUGGACGCUGGCGCCCUCAGUCUGUCCUCGCCCGAGGUCAGGGUGCAAAUGGAAUCGGAGACGUCGGAUCCCAUCGACGUGAAGACGAAGCAGAUGCUCGAUACGAAUUCACUAGUCGAGGAGUUUAUGCUUUUCGCCAAUGUCAGCGUAGCCAGGAAAAUCUACGAAGCCUUUCCUCAGACCGCUAUUCUCCGCCGCCACGCAGCGCCACCCAAGACGAACUUCGACGAGCUCACGAACCAGCUGAAGGUCAAGAAGGGCCUGGAGCUCCACGUCGACUCGAGCAAGGCCCUCGCGGACUCGCUCGACGCCUGCGUUGAUCCUUCCGACACAUUCUUCAACACCCUCGUCCGCAUCAUGGCGACACGCUGCAUGAUGUCGGCCGAGUACUUCUGCUCCGGCACCCAGUCGUAUCCGGAGUUCCGCCACUACGGCCUCGCCUCGGAGAUCUACACCCAUUUCACCUCGCCCAUCCGCCGCUACGCCGACCUGCAGGCCCACCGCCAACUGGCCGCCGCCAUCGGCUACGAGCCCAUGCACCCCGCCGUCCGCAGCCGGGGCCGCCUCGAGGCCAUCUGCAAGAACAUCAACGUCCGGCACCGCAACGCGCAGCUGGCCGGGCGUGCCAGCAUUGCGUACUACGUCGGGCAGGCGCUCAGGGGCAAAGAAGCCGAAGAAGAGGCUUUCGUCAUGAAGAUCUUCAGCAACGGGUUCGUGGUCCUCGUGCCGCGGUUCGGCAUCGAGGGGUUGAUUCGUCUGCGGGACUUGGCGACCCCCGAGCCUGAGAGCACGUUCGACCCGGAGAACUAUGUCCUUACGACGUCGGGAAGCCGGGCUGUGACAAUAGAACUUUUCCAGAAGGUUCGAGUGCGGGUCCAGGAUGACAUGGAUGAGAAGACGGGCAAGAGGGGCGUGAAGAUGGAGCUGGUUAAGCCGUGAUUAGGAAGCGCAGAGAAAUCGAUUGAAGAGCUGUGCUUGGGGAGGAGAACCAAAGAGGAAGAAGCGGGAGGGUUUGGCUAAUUAUGUGAACAUCUGUGGCUACAGCGAACAUUCAAUGUGUUGAAAAUGAAGACGAGUAUACCGUCGUUCAAACCAAAAGUUCCCAUAUGUAUUGGCCCCUUUUUGUACCUUAUAACGCCUUACCACGCAGUCUGAGAGAUCAAAAGAAAGGAAAGGUAUCUAUCAACCCGGAAAGUAAAGUAGAGCCCACAGUCUUUCAACCCCAAACCCUCUCAUAGCAUGU
Sodiomyces alkalinus F11 is the source of this 3289-nucleotide messenger RNA. RefSeq names its product mitotic control protein dis3. The record is from RefSeq and is a predicted model, not a curated record. Gene Ontology annotation, molecular function: endonuclease activity; RNA binding; 3'-5'-RNA exonuclease activity. Gene Ontology annotation, cellular component: cytoplasmic exosome (RNase complex); nuclear exosome (RNase complex). The transcript is spliced from 2 exons. Gene Ontology annotation, biological process: rRNA catabolic process. Lineage: Eukaryota; Fungi; Ascomycota; Sordariomycetes; Glomerellales; Plectosphaerellaceae. Bases 31 to 2985 code for a protein of 984 amino acids.